Molecule: messenger RNA, 493 nt
Organism: Laetiporus sulphureus 93-53
Lineage: Eukaryota; Fungi; Basidiomycota; Agaricomycetes; Polyporales; Laetiporaceae
Exons: 2
Coding region: 35-493 (152 amino acids)
Source: RefSeq, a predicted model, not a curated record
GAGAACGUGGGUCCUGGAUGAUUGAAACCACUUGAUGGGCGUUGAUAUGACUGUCUCUCUGGCCAUUGGUGCGUUCAGGCAUACCUGGUCGUAUGAGCGUAACAUGACGUCCUCUCUCCAACCAGGUUCGCUCUACGUCCUCCUCGACCUCCGCUCCCCCGACCUCUCCAACACGACCUUCCACUGGGCCCUCAACCUCCACCACGCCAACGCGCCCCGCGCCUCCGGCCACAAGUACCACAUCAAGACGCUCGGCGAUGGCUGGAUCGCGGACCACGCGCCACUUGGCGGCGUGCUCAAGUCGUUCCUCCUCGUCUGCCUCGUCCGUGUGGCGUGCGACGUGCCCGCCGAGCGCUGGCGCGAGACGGAGGCCCUCAUCAGGCUGAGAGACGGCGAGAUUAAGAUUAACGACGGCGGGAUCACCUGUCGCAUUUGGGUUAUGAACGCCCUGGACAGGCUCAGAAAUGCGGGUCUCGCUUGGAGGAAGAGCUGA